This is a messenger RNA of Metopolophium dirhodum (rose-grain aphid), 345 nucleotides long. RefSeq names its product ADP-ribose glycohydrolase OARD1-like. Gene Ontology annotation, biological process: peptidyl-glutamate ADP-deribosylation. The transcript has a single exon. The coding region runs from base 1 to 345 and encodes 114 amino acids. The record is from RefSeq and is a predicted model, not a curated record. Lineage: Eukaryota; Metazoa; Arthropoda; Insecta; Hemiptera; Aphididae.
AUGUCUCGAGGUAUCGCCCUUCAAAUGAGACGGAAAUUCGGGCAGGUGGACCAAUUGCGAAAAGAACAAAAAUCAGUUACUGAUGUAACCGUUAUUCAGUCAGAACAACGAACAAUAUUUUAUUUAUUAACAAAAGAGCAUCACUGGCAAAAGUCGACGUAUCAAGCAAUCUAUAGUUGUUUACAGAAACUUAAAGAAUUGUGUAUGCAAUUAAAAAUAACCAGUCUAGCUUGUCCAAGGAUUGGAAGUGAAGCAGAUGGACUACAAUGGGAAAUCAUCCGAAACAUGUAUCGAAACACCUUUGGAAAUUUGAAACAUCAAAGUCUGUAUCUACACCAGAGAUGA